AUGGCGAAGAGGCAGAUGAGUAAGUCCCUUGCCAAAUCUCCCUUUUCCGAGAAUGUGGAUAGAGCGUUCAAGCCCAUCACAGCAAUUGGCAACCCUCCGAGCCAGAUCGCAGGGCAAGAAGAAACGGAAGAUCCCAACUUCUUGAAUACCACACCAAGUAACGCUGCAGGACCCAGCCGUAUUACAGGUAGACGAUUGACAGCCAGUGGCUCCCGACAACAGAGCAAGGAUGUCACAACUACUGCGUCUGACUCAUCCAACUCCUACGCCGCCGAGAAAAAGCAUCAGGCCGACGUUGCAGAGAAGCGCUGGGUCAAUGCGGAGACCAAAGUACGAGACCUCGUUCAGAUGACAAGAGCCAGCUCCUUCAAAUUCACAGCUACACCAGCCAGGGAGUUGCCAUCGCGCAAGCGUGGCGCCAGUGCACUAGACGAAGAUGAGGAGAACGGCUUGGAUGUCGAAGCAAUAAUCUCACAGCAAGAAAUUCUAGACAAGGAAUGA
Molecule: messenger RNA, 501 nt
Organism: Bacidia gigantensis
Lineage: Eukaryota; Fungi; Ascomycota; Lecanoromycetes; Lecanorales; Ramalinaceae
Exons: 1
Coding region: 1-501 (166 amino acids)
Source: RefSeq, a predicted model, not a curated record